This is a messenger RNA of Cebus imitator (Panamanian white-faced capuchin), 1966 nucleotides long. RefSeq names its product transmembrane and ubiquitin like domain containing 1 (gene TMUB1). The record is from RefSeq and is a predicted model, not a curated record. The transcript has 2 exons. Gene Ontology annotation, molecular function: protein binding. Lineage: Eukaryota; Metazoa; Chordata; Mammalia; Primates; Cebidae. Bases 756 to 1502 code for a protein of 248 amino acids.
GGGUGGGGGCGGGGAGCGUGAAGUCUCGGAUUCCCGGCGGGAUCUGGGGUUUGGCUUGGAGACGCUUCCAGAGGAGGCGCAGAGUUGGGCCUCCGGGGAGAGGGGUUGAGGGGAUCAGGAGGGGGGCGAGCUGGGUGGGUGGUGACGCUCGGAGGCUCCAGAUUGCCCAGGGGCGAGUUUGACGUUUGCUGUGGGGGAAGCCUGGGAAGCAGUCCGGUGCCGCGGGUGGGGUUUGGGUGAACGGUAACGCUGUGGGUGGGGGGUGGGGGUACAGAGGCUCCACCCCUACUUCGGAGAAACUUUAGCAACGGAGUAGAUGAGCCUGGGGUGAAGUCGGUGAAGGAGUGGACACACUGGAGUGAAGUGGACAGGAGAAUAGAUACGCUUGGGGGUGCAGUUUGGUCGGGGUGAAGUUUAGGGGAGGCAUUGCUUAGAAGGUCGGGGCCCUUACCUUGACAUAGGGUUUGGGUGAGCUGGGAGCUGGUUGAAGACCUCGAGCUCAGAAGACAGAAAGUUAGGACUUGGGAUUCGGCGAUGGGAAGGGGCACCGGGACGCAAGUUUGGGGCAACUGGGAGGCAGAGCAGCCGGUACCCUGGGGUGGGUGAGGGGACGGAGGCUGAGGACGCUGGGAGCAUAGUGGUGGAGUGGGGGCAGGAUCCUGUGGAGGUUCUAGGGCCCCUGGCCCGGGGGUCUCGCGCCUCACGGGCUCUUUGUGCCUCUCCAGCUCGGUAGUGCGGCGGGCAAGGCAAGCGCCAUGACCCUGAUUGAAGGGGUGGGUGAUGAGGUGACCGUCCUUUUCUCGGUGCUUGCCUGCCUUCUGGUGCUGGCCCUUGCCUGGGUCUCAACGCACACUGCUGAGGGCGGGGACCCACUGCCCCAGCUGUCAGGGACCCCAUCGCCAGCCCAGCCCAGCGCAGCCAUGGCAGCUACCGACAGCAUGAGAGGGGAGGCCCCAGGGCCAGAGACCCCCAGCCUGAGAUACAGAGGUCAAGCUGCACAGCCAGAGCCCAGCACGGGGGUCACAGCAACACCGACACAGCCAGCCCUGGACUCCCCGCAGGAGCCCCUCGUGCUACGGCUGAAAUUCCUCAAUGAUUCAGAGCAGGUGGCCAGGGCCUGGCCCCACGACACCAUUGGCUCCUUAAAAAGGACCCAGUUUCCCGGCCGGGAACAGCAGGUGCGACUCAUCUACCAAGGGCAGCUGCUAGGCGACGACACCCAGACCCUGGGCAGCCUUCACCUCCCUCCCAACUGCGUUCUCCACUGCCACGUGUCCACGAGGGUCGGCCCCCCAAAUCCCCCCUGCCCCCCGGGGUCCGAGCCCGGCCCCUCCGGGCUGGAAAUCGGCAGCCUGCUGCUGCCCCUGCUGCUCCUGCUGCUGCUGCUGCUCUGGUACUGCCAGAUCCAGUACCGACCGUUCUUUCCCCUGACCGCCACUCUGGGCCUGGCCGGCUUCACCCUGCUCCUCAGUCUCCUGGCCUUUGCCAUGUACCGCCCGUAGUGCCUCCGCGGGCGCUUGGCGGCAUCGCCAGCCACUCUGGACCUUGUUCCCCGCGCCGUGGCGGGAACUGCUGCCUGCCCAAGCCCACCUCUCCGGCCUGCCUCUUCCCGCUGCCCUGGAGCCCAGCCCUGCGCCGCAGAGGACUCCCGGGGCUGGCAGAGGCCCAGCCCUGCGAUCGCCGUGGUUCGGGGCCGCCUCCCGGGGCUGCUGGCCCUCAGCCAGCACUGGGAGUGGGCUCCUCGGGGUCAGGGACCUGCUGUCGCUGCCUCGGCCCCGGGCAGAGACGGGCCGCCCCCCGGGCCCGUCUUAGCGUUCUGCCGGAGGACCCAGCCGCUUCCAGUCCCUGACAGCACCAUGGGCUGAGUUGGGGACGCCAGGACCGUGGGAGGCUGGUGAAGGGGAGCGGGGAGGGGCAAAGGAGUUCCCCGGAACCCGUGCAGAUUAAAGUAACUGUGAAGUUUUCA